Messenger RNA from Coregonus sp. 'balchen', 4115 nucleotides. Lineage: Eukaryota; Metazoa; Chordata; Actinopteri; Salmoniformes; Salmonidae. The record is from the annotation of a GenBank genome assembly.
AUGUCAUAUUGUACUAAUUACUCGGGCGAACAGAGGCCUCGGUCUGCAAAUGGUGAAAGACCUGGCGAAAAGCGCGGAGCGACCGACUACAAUAAUAGUGACUGCGCGCAAAACAGCCGCAGUACAGGUGCAGUCAAAACAGCCGCAGUAUAGGUAGGAGAACAUCAUGUUCAACUUGUUUUAUGAAUUUCCACCUAAUGGGAAUACACGUGUGAGAAUAUGUCUUGACUGUAAAUCUAGGGAUGCAUGAUAUAAGUUGUUCUUCAUUUCAGGAUCUUCAAAAUAUUGCCAAAUCUUGCAAAGGUGUUUAUAUUGUAUGGCUUGGUGAGUAGCAUAGCCUACAUAAUUACUAUAACACGGACACAUAAAAGAGGGUGCAGUGUGAUGCGGAUGGAUUCAUUGUUCUGUUGGGGAUAUGAUCCUAUGUGUAUCAUGUGCCUUGCUUGGUAUUCCAGCAGAUGGCGCAAGAGGCACUGUAUUGGGUUUUUGGCUUGGGGUUCCUCUUAGGGCUUCUUUUAAUUAACACAUUCAAGUAACUUUGAUUACAUGCUCAUUUAUACGUUUGAAGUACUCAACAGAACAUGAAGAGAUGCCAAACUGAAAUAACCAUUAGCUGAUUAAACCAUAUCCUCUAAAAGCAAAACAAGCAACAAAAAAAUUGUGUUUGUUUCCUGUUUCUUUUUAAAUGAUCAUGCUAUCUCUGUUAACAGGUUGUCAGCCAGUAAAAUAUAGACUCAGCAUUUCACGAGGUGUCAUCCAUACUGGGAGGUGAUGGGCUCAACUGCCUAAUAAACAACGCAGCCAUCAAUUUAUCCACUGAUCUGAAGACAGUGACACCUGACGACAUGAUGAAGACUUUCGAGAGUAAUAGUUUCCCCUCUUUUUGUCACCAAGGUAAAUGUAUUUGUUGCACCUCUAGAAGAGCAUGAAUGAGAAACCUCUUUGUUGUAGUACAGAGGAUCUUCACAUACCCAAGUUUUAUGACCAGUUCCAUACUUCAUCUAAGAAACCUACAUUGCAACUAUCUAGAUCACAUUGUCAUGUUUUUGACUGAGUUGUUUAUGAAGUUGGCUCUUGUAGGCAUUUCUGCCAUUGCUCCAGGCAGCUGCUGCACGAUCACUGUAAUGGGGAUCAAUAGGGCAGCUGUGAUAAACAUCUCUUCCAUACUGGGCUCCAUUAAGGCCAAAUUGGGGAGCCGGAGCAACCUUCAAAAACUAUGCCUACAGGACCUCAAAGGUGAACAGCAACAGUAAUUGUCCUUUCAACAGAGCCCAUAUAAACAUUACAGACCAUCUCUGGUUGCAAUAUUGGGCAUAGGAUGUUUGGGUGUGAAGAUAAUUAAUCUGACUGUUUGUAUGCGUACACAGUCAUUACAUGUCCUGUCCAUCUUGUUUUGUUUACAUAUAUGCAGGCUGCCUUGAAGAUGGUGACAAGGUGUCUGGCCACUGACCUGGGAUCUGAAGGAAUUCUGUGCAUGGCCCUUCACCCUGGCUGGGUGCGCACUGCAUGGGUGGUGCACAUGUGAGUGUCCCAUACUCUUGGUUGAGGUGUUUUAUGAUUGGGUCCUUAAUACGAAUACAUUAGAAUACAUUGAUGUGUAUCUCAAUAAAUUGACGGUUGAUAUGCUGCAUUUCCUGUCUUUAAUGGAUCAGGCGGAUUUGAGGUUGGAGGAGAGCGUAUCAUCUUUGCUGUCUGUUAUCGCUGAUCUGACAGAAAAGCAUCAUGGAGGAUUCUUCGACUACUCUGGAAACAAGCUACCAUGGUGAAGCUCAACUUGGAAACAGUAACUUGUGGAAUGUGCUAUGUGCAGUUGUGCUGCCGACAAUUCACUGGGGCAAAACACUGAGCAGAGAUCACAGAAUACAAUGCACAAUUGCAACAUCAUGCUAUUAGGUUGCUCUGCAAUCUCUGAUUUCUUUGUAUUUAGUUGGCGUGAGAGAGAAGAUUUUGUUUAAUCUGAGUGGUUUGGUUUGUUAUUGCUCUUUCUAAGGUCAUCUCACUGUUUGCAUAGAACAAAUAUAUACUGUAUAAUCAAUAUAGAUGAAGUCGGAAGUUUACAUACACUUAGGUUGGAGUCAUUAAAACUCGUUUUUCAACCACUCCAAAAAUGUCUUGUUAACAAACUAUAGUUUUGGCAAGUCAGUUAGGACAUCUACUUUGUGCAUGAAACAAGUAAUUUUUCCAACAAUUGUUUACAGACAGAUUAUUUCACUUAUAAUUCACUGUAUCACAAUUCCAGUGGGUCAGAAGUUUACAUACACUAAGUUGACUGUGCCUUUAAAUAGCUUGGAAAAUUCCAGAAAAUGAUGUCAUGGCUUUAGAAGCUUCUGAUAGGCUAAUUGACAUAAUUUGAGUCAAUUGGAGGUGUACCUGUGGAUGUAUUUCAAGGCCUACCUUCAAACUCAGUGCCUCUUUGCUUGACAUCAUGGGAAAAUCAAAAGAAAUCAGCCAAGACCUCAGAAGAAAGAUUGUAGACCUCCAUAAGUCUGGUUCAUCCUUGGGAGCAAUUUCCAAACGCAUGAAGGUACCACGUUCAUCUGUACAAAACAAUAGUAUGCAAGUAUAAACACCAUGGGACCACGCAGCCGUCAUACCGCUCAGGAAGGAGAUGCGUUCUGUCUCCUAGACAUGAACGUACUUUGGUGCGAAAAGUGCAAAUCAAUCCCAGAACAACAGCAAAGGACCUUGUGAAGCUGCUGAAGGAAACCAGUACAAAAGUAUCAAUAUCCACAGUAAAACGAGUCCUAUAUCGACAUAACCUGAAAGGCCGCUCAGCAAGGAAGAAGCCACUGCUUCAAAACCGCCAUAAAAAAGACAGACUACGGUUUGCAACUGCACAUGGGGACAAAGAUUGUACUUUUUGGAGAAAUGUCCUCUGGUCUGAUGAACUGAAUGGCCAUAAUGACCAUUGUUAUGUUUGGAGGAAAAAGGGGGUCGCUUGCAAGCAUAAGAACACCAUCCCAACCGUGAAGCACAGGGGUGGCAGCAUCAUGCUGUGGGGGUGCUUUGCUGCAGGAGGGACUGGUGCACGUCACAAAAUAGAUGGCAUCAUGAGGAAGGAAAAUUAUGUGGAUAUAUUGAAGCAACAUCUCAAGACAUCAGUCAGGAAGUUAAAGCUUGGUCGCAAAUGGGUCUUCCAAAUGGACAAUGACCCCAAGCAUACUUCCAAAGUUGUGGCAAAAUGGCUUAAGGACAACUAAGUCAAGAUAUUGGAGUGGUCAUCACAAAGCCCUGACCUCAGUCCUAUAGAAAAUGUGUGGGCAGAACUGAAAAAGCGUGUGCGAGCAAGGAGGCCUACAAACCUGACUCCGUUACACCAGUUCUGUCAGGAGGAAUGGGCCAAAAUUCACCCAACUUAUUGUGGGAAGCUUGAAUAAAUGAAAUCUGAAAUAAAUCAUUCUCUCUACUAUUAUUCUGACUUUACACAUUCUUAAAAUAAAGUGGUGAUCUUAACUGACCUAAGAGAGGGAAUUUUUACUAGGACUAAAUGUCAGGAAUUGUGAAAAACUUGAGUUUAAAUGUAUUUGGCUAAAGUGUAUGUAAACUUCCGACUUCAACAAAGGAACAACAAAGUCUUGCCAUUCAAAACGUUUUAUUCAGUACAUUUCUUUCCAAUUAUAAUAAGAACAUGAUUACUCUGUGUAGUAGAUUGUUGUGAAUAAUGACACCAGUAUCCAGUGUAAUAGGAUGGGCACAGAUACUGUAGUUUGCAGGCUAUUGAAGCGUAGAGAAUAGAUCAAUGAAUGUUGAAGUUGAACUAGGGCUGACUCAUCUCUUCGGAUGUGAGCGAGGAUGGCAGGGUAUCCAGAGCUCCGAUUUCUGCAAGGUUGAUGACAAAACAUUUGAGUGAGCACAGUCAGAUGGUUAUAACUGAUUAGGACUAUGCUAGUAAGUUGUUCUGUUCCAAAUAUGUUUGAACUAUAUACAGCCAGCAAUCUUGACUACAAAUGUAAUCUGUAAAUAUUAAAUACAAAUAUAAUCAGACCAUAUGAAAAAUAUGAACAUUUUACUCUGGAACACGUCAACCUAACUGUUUAUGAUAUGAAUAAAACUCCUAUGCAGUCAAACAUUUUGCUGUAAUUAAUUGUUGUAAUUAAACAUUCAUAACAGACAUC